GCUACAGCUGGGUGGGGAGCCGGAGCGCGAGCCACUUCCCCGGAGGCUUCAGGAUGGACCUGUGCCCCCCAGACCCAGCAGAGCUGAGCAGCGGGGAGACAGAGGAGCUGCAGCAGAUUAAGUGGCACCGGAAGCAGCUCCUGGAGGACAUCCAGAAGCUGAAGGACGAGAUCGCAGAUGUGUUUGCGCAAAUCGACUGCUUCGAGCUUGCGGAGGAAGGCCGGAUGGCCCAGAAGGAGAAGGAGCUGUGCAUCGGACGCAAGAAGUUCAACAUGGACCCCAUGAAGGGCAUCCAGUAUCUCACUGAGCACAAGCACCUGAAUCCCAGCGUCCAGGACAUCGCCCAGUUCCUGUACAAGGGCGAGGGCCUCAACAAGACAGCCAUUGGCUCUUACUUAGGGGAACGGGACCCCUUCAACCUGCAGGUGCUCCAGGCCUUUGUGGACUGCCACGAGUUCGCCAACCUCAACCUCGUGCAGGCCCUCAGGCAGUUUUUGUGGAGCUUCCGGCUGCCGGGCGAGGCCCAGAAGAUCGACCGGAUGAUGGAGACCUUCGCCACCCGAUACUGCCUCUGCAACCCCGGCGUCUUCCAGUCCACAGACACCUGCUACAUCCUGUCCUUCUCCGUCAUCAUGCUCAACACCAGCCUCCACAACCCCAGCGUGCGGGACAAGACGCCCUUCGAGCGCUUCGUGGCCAUGAACCGCGGCAUCAACAACGGCAGCGACCUGCCGGAGGAGCAGCUGCGGAACCUCUUCGACAGCAUCAAGAGCGAGCCCUUCUCCAUCCCGGAGGACGACGGCAACGACCUCACUCACACCUUCUUCAACCCCGACCGCGAGGGCUGGCUGCUCAAGCUGGGGGGCCGCGUGAAGACGUGGAAGCGGCGCUGGUUCAUCCUGACCGACAACUGCCUCUACUACUUCGAGUUCACCACGGACAAGGAGCCCCGGGGCAUCAUACCCCUGGAGAACCUGUCUGUGCAGAAGGUGGACGACGCCAAGAAGCCAUUCUGCCUGGAGCUCUACAACCCCGGCUCCCGGGGCCAGAAGAUCAAGGCCUGCAAGACCGAUGGGGGCGGCAAGGUGGUGGAGGGCAAGCACGAGUCCUACCGGGUGUCGGCCUCCAGCGCCGAGGAGCGGGACCAGUGGAUCCAGGCCAUCCGAGCCAGCAUCACCCGCGUGCCCGUCUACGACCUGGUCUCUGCUCGGAAGAAGAAGAUCGCCAGCAAGCAGUGAGCUCCCAGGACCCGCGGC
Molecule: messenger RNA, 1256 nt
Organism: Condylura cristata (star-nosed mole)
Lineage: Eukaryota; Metazoa; Chordata; Mammalia; Eulipotyphla; Talpidae
Gene: CYTH4
Product: cytohesin 4
Exons: 13
Coding region: 54-1238 (394 amino acids)
Biological process (GO): regulation of ARF protein signal transduction
Molecular function (GO): guanyl-nucleotide exchange factor activity
Source: RefSeq, a predicted model, not a curated record